Dromiciops gliroides (monito del monte) is the source of this 6814-nucleotide messenger RNA. RefSeq names its product ATP binding cassette subfamily B member 11 (gene ABCB11). Gene Ontology annotation, cellular component: membrane. Gene Ontology annotation, biological process: transmembrane transport. The coding region runs from base 189 to 4160 and encodes 1323 amino acids. The transcript is spliced from 29 exons. Gene Ontology annotation, molecular function: ABC-type transporter activity; ATP binding; ATP hydrolysis activity. The record is from RefSeq and is a predicted model, not a curated record. NCBI's taxonomy places the organism in Eukaryota, Metazoa, Chordata, Mammalia, Microbiotheria, Microbiotheriidae.
CAAAACUGGGGUUGGGAAAGGAUGAAAUACUUCUUGACUCUCUGUACUGAAGCAGUUCCUUUUGGUUCAUCCAGGUCUAUGCCCACAGGAAACGGGGAGAAGAUUCUUCUUCUGUAACUGCUUCAAGCUGAGAAGACUUGAAGAAAUCCCCUCCGGGGAAGGGUCAUUUACUGAAGAUAGCAAUUACCAUGUCAGAUAAAGUCAUUCUUCGUAGUGUUAGGAAAUUUGGAGAGGAUAAUUAUGCCUUUGAAUCAAAAGAAUCAGAUAACAAUACUAAGAAAUCAAGGUCACAAGAUGGGAAGAAAAAUGACGGCAUUCGAGUCAGCUUCUUUCAAUUGUUUCGAUUCUCUUCAUCAAGGGACAACUGGCUGAUGUUUGGGGGAAGUUUCUGUGCAUUUCUACAUGGAAUGGCCCAGCCAGGAAUGUUACUUAUUUUUGGCUUGAUGACAGACACUUUUAUUGAAUAUGACAUUGAGUUACAAGAGCUUAGCAUCCCUGGUAAGAUAUGUGUGAACAACACCAUAGUGUGGGCCAACAGCUCCCUCAACUACAAUGAAACUAAUGGGACCCGUUGUGGGUUGUUGGAUAUUGAAAGUGAGAUGAUCUUAUUUGCCAGUUACUAUGCUGGAGCCGGUCUUUUGGUUUUCAUCCUGGGAUACAUCCAAAUAUUCUUUUGGGUAAUUGCUGCAGCUCAUCAGACAAAGAAAAUAAGACAAGUUUACUUUAGGAAAAUAAUGAGAAUGGAAAUAGGCUGGUUUGAUUGCAAUUCUGUGGGAGAACUGAAUACCAGAAUUUCAGAUGAUAUUAAUAAAAUCAACGAUGCCAUUGCUGACCAGGUCGCCGUUUUUAUCCAGCGUAUGACCACUUGCCUUUUUGGAUUCCUCUUGGGGUUUUACCAAGGCUGGAAACUGACCUUGGUUAUGAUUUCAGUCAGUCCUCUUCUUGGAGUGGGAGCAACAGCUAUUGGCCUGAGUGUGGCCAAACUCACUGGCAGAGAGUUGAAGGCAUAUGCUAAAGCUGGAUCUGUGGCUGAUGAAGUCCUUUCCUCAAUUAGAACGGUGGCUGCUUUUGGUGGUGAAAAGAAAGAGGUAGAAAGGUAUGAGAAAAAUCUUGUGUUUGCUCAGCGCUGGGGAAUUCGAAAAGGGAUGAUCAUGGGACUAUUUACUGGAUUUAUGUGGUGUAUCAUUUUGAUGAGUUAUUCAUUAGCCUUCUGGUAUGGCUCAAAACUUGUCCUGGAUGAAGGUGAAUAUUCACCAGGAAUUCUUCUACAGGUUUUCUUUGGAGUCUUGAUAGGAGCUUUAAACCUUGGUCAGGCAUCACCUUGUCUGGAAGUUUUUGCCUCAGGGCGAGCUGCAGCUGCCAACAUCUUUGAGACAAUAGACCGGAAACCAAUCAUUGAUUGCAUGUCAGAAGAUGGUUACAAGCUGGAUAGAGUGAGGGGCGAAAUUCAAUUCCACAACGUGACCUUCCAUUAUCCUUCUAGGCCUGAUGUGAAGAUUUUAGAUAACCUUAGCAUGGUGAUAAAAUCUGGAGAGACAACAGCUCUGGUAGGACCCAGUGGGGCUGGGAAAAGCACAGCAAUACAACUGAUUCAGAGAUUCUAUGAUCCCAGUGAAGGCAUGGUGACCCUGGAUGGACAUGAUAUUCGCUCCCUUAAUAUUCAAUGGCUCCGAUCCCAUAUUGGAAUUGUUGAACAAGAGCCAGUCCUGUUCUCCACCACAAUUGCAGAGAACAUUCGCUAUGGCAGAGAAGAUGCAACCAUGGAAGACAUCAUCAAAGCUGCCAAAGAAGCCAACAUCUACAACUUUAUCAUGAAUUUGCCACUGAAAUUUGAUACCCUUGUUGGUGAGGGUGGAGGACAGAUGAGUGGAGGUCAGAAACAAAGGAUUGCUAUUGCACGUGCCCUGAUUCGAAAUCCCAAGAUCCUGCUUUUGGACAUGGCCACCUCUGCCCUGGACAACGAGAGUGAAGCUAUAGUUCAGGAAGCACUUAAUAAGGCUCAGCAUGGACGUACCACAAUCACGGUAGCCCAUCGCCUGUCUACCGUCCGUGCUGCAGACAUCAUCAUUGGAUUUGAACUUGGAAAGGCUGUGGAGAGGGGGAACCAUGAGGAGCUGUUGAAGAGGAAAGGUGUUUACUUCACCCUGGUGACAUUGCAAAGUCAAAGAGACCAAAAUUUAAAUGAAAAGGAAGUGAAAGGAGAUAAUGUGCCUGAAGAUGGCAGACUUGAGAGAAACCAGACCUUCCAAAGGGGGAGUUAUCGGGACAGUCUACGAGCUUCCUUACGACAGCGGUCCAAGUCUCAGCUUUCCAACAUGAUGCAGCAGCCUCCGUUACAUACUUUAGACCAUAUACCUGCUUAUAAAGAAGAUGACAAGGAUCAUCCUUUUGAAGAAAAAGUUGAAUCUGCACCAUUUAUGAGGAUUUUGAAGUACAAUGCUCCAGAGUGGCCUUACAUGCUGGCAGGUUCCUUCGGAGCAGGUCUGAAUGGUGCAGUCAAUCCCAUGUAUGCCCUGUUAUUCAGCCAGAUCCUUGGGACUUUUUCUCUUCUUGAUAAAGAGGAACAAAGGUAUCAGAUUGAUGGGCUGUGUAUAUUCUUCGUACUGUUAGGAAUUAUGUCCUUUUUCACUCAAUUUCUACAGGGAUAUACAUUUGCCAAAUCUGGAGAGCUGCUCACCAAAAGGUUACGUAGACUUGGUUUCCAGGCCAUGUUAGGGCAAGAUAUUGGCUGGUUUGAUGACCCAAAGAAUAGCCCUGGAGCUCUGACAACAAGACUUGCUACAGAUGCAUCUCAAGUUCAAGGGGCUACUGGAACUCAGAUUGGAAUGAUUGUCAGUUCCUUCUCCAAUGUUGGUGUGGCCCUGAUCAUUUCAUUUAUCUUCAGCUGGAAACUGAGUUUAGUGAUAUCAUGCUUCCUUCCCUUCUUAGCUUUAUCAGGAGCCAUACAAGCUCGAAUGUUGACAGGAUUCGCCUCUUUGGACAAGCAUGCCUUAGAAGUUACUGGCCAGAUUUCUAAUGAAGCCCUCAGUAAUAUCCGCACAGUUGCUGGGAUGGGAAAGGAAAUCCGAUUCAUUGAAACAUAUGAGAAGGCUGUGGAAAAAUUAUUUAGUACAGCCAUCCGAAAAGCAAAUAUCUAUGGAUUAUGCUUUGGCUUUUCACACGGCAUAGUAUUUAUAACCAAUUCAGCUUCUUACAGAUAUGGAGGCUAUCUGGUGCCAAAUGAAGGACUUCAUUUCAGCUAUGUCUUCAGGGUGAUCUCUGCAGUGGUGACCAGCGGAACUGCUCUUGGAAAAGCUUCUUCUUACACUCCAAAUUAUGCUAAAGCGAAAAUAGCCGCAGCACGGUUUUUCCAACUCUUAGACUAUUGUCCCAGAAUCAACGUGUACAGCCAUGCAGGCGAAAAGUGGGACAACUUCCAAGGGAGCAUCGACUUUGUUGAUUGUAAGUUUACGUAUCCAUCCAGACCCACUGUACAAGUUUUGAAUGGCUUCUCAGUGUCUGUUAAACCUGGGCAGACCCUUGCACUUGUUGGAAGUAGUGGCUGUGGCAAAAGUACCUGUGUUCAGCUGCUGGAGAGGUUCUAUGACCCCAACAAAGGGAAAGUGAUAAUAGACGGACAUGAUUGCAAACGUGUUAAUGUCCAGUUCCUUCGAUCUAAAAUUGGAAUUGUAUCUCAGGAGCCUAUAUUAUUUGCCUGCAGCAUCGCUGACAACAUCAGAUAUGGAGAUAACACUAGGAAUGUUCCAAUGGAGAGUGUAAUUAAUGCGGCCAAGAAGGCCCAGCUACAUGAAUUUGUCAUGUCACUUCCAGAGCAAUAUGAAACCAAUGUUGGGGCACAGGGCUCCCAGCUGUCUCGGGGUCAAAAGCAGCGUAUUGCAAUAGCUCGUGCUAUCCUUCGGGAUCCCAAAAUAUUGUUAUUAGAUGAGGCAACUUCUGCCUUAGAUACAGAAAGUGAAAAGACAGUGCAAGCAGCCUUGGAUAAAGCCAGAGAAGGUCGGACGUGCAUUGUUAUUGCCCACCGCUUAUCCACUAUCCAAAAUUCAGAUAUUAUAGCUGUUGUGUCACAAGGCGUUGUGAUAGAAAAAGGGACCCACAAUGAAUUGAUGGCCCAAGGCGGAGCAUAUUACAAACUAGUCACCACAGGGGCACCCAUUAGUUGACUUUCUUCAGGAACUUUGUACAUCUGGAAUAUUCAUUGCUUCUCAACAAGUAUCAUACAGUCUUUUGUAGAGAAACCAGGAAGAUCACAGAAUCGCAAAAUCUGAGAGUUGGAAGAGGCUUUAGUUGCCCAUACAGUAAAGAAAUCUUUGCUAUAAGAGAGCCAACAAGUGGUCAUCCAGCCUCUUAAUGAAGACCUCAGAGGAGGGGGAACCCACUGUCUUUCCAAGUAGCACAAUUUGCUCCUGAACAAUUAUUGUGAGGAAGCUUUCUCUGGCAUCAAACCUGACCUUGUCUCAUUUCAGCUCAUACCCACUGCUUCUGGUUAAUCCCUCUUAGGUCAAACAGAACAAAUUCAAUCCUUCUUCCUUGUGAUAACCCUUCAAGUACCUGAUGACAUUUGUCAUGUCCCCCAUUAUCCUUAUCUUCCCCAAACUAAAUAUGCCCAAGUCCUUCAGUCAGUCUUCCUAUGAUCUUAUGAGAUAAAAAGAAUGGUUCUAUCAAAGAUACACACACAGAGACAUAUAUGUAUACAUACACACACACACACACACACACACACACACACACAUAUAUAUAUAUUUCCAACCAUGAUCAUGAACAGAAAGACUCUAGCCUACAGAUUUGAGAGGUAGAAAUUAGGAUGCAUCUGAACAGAUGCUCCUCAGCCCCUACCUAACUGGGCACCCUCAGUGAAGGCCUUGUUAUUGCUGCAUUGAGAAACAUUUUGAAAAAGUUUAUAUCUUUAGAAAAUCUCUAGUUUCAGAAAUGGAAGGAAGAAACUGUGAAAAGCAGGAAGAGCCUAGAGAAACUAAAGCCAGAGUCAGCCUGCCUAUGUGGUGGCCAAUCAAAGGCUACAUUGCUUGAAUUCAUUUUGCUACGUGAUGUUACUUGAUAUUCCACUAAUUAACAGUCCCUAAGAGUGUCCAAACCUCCUUUUCUGAAGAUAUAGUAAUCCCUGGAUAGUUAGGGCUCUAUCAGGCCUGUAUUGAUGUGCAUAAAUUCAGAGAACUUUCCUAUCAACACCUAAUCAAGAUCACCUACUCUGAGAAAACUGAAGCAUUGAUUGCAGUGAAAAGAGCAUUGUCUCCGGAGUUAAAGAAUCUGGAUUCAAAUCCUGACUCAUGCUCACUUCCUGUGUGACUUUGGGCAAGUCACUUAACCUCCUUAGGCCUCAGUUUCCUCACUUAUAAAGUGAUGGCAUAGGAUUCAGUGGUCUAGGAAGUCUCUUCUUGAUCUAGAAAUUAUUCUAUGAUUGAGAGGGAAAGAAAUUAAUUAUGAAUAAUGGAGAUCAGAUUGGGGUGGGGAGAGAAUAGGCUUAGGUAGACUAUUUGGACAUCAUGACACAGCUGCAAAUUUGAGGAGAUGAACACUGAUAUGGGAAAAAAGAUGUGCAAAUAAGGAGGGAGGAGAAUGUCAAAGGAAAAAAAAAUCUCUAUUUAAAAAUGUUUUUUGGAGUCCUCCUUAUGCUUAAGAAAGGAAUAGGAAAUUCCCUACUUCCUCCUACAUUACAUGGCCUCUUGCUUCUGAACACCAAACGCAUGGUAGAGCUCUUAGUUCUAAAGUUCACUGACAUUUGGGCUAACUAGGCUUUAGUGAGUAGGCAUAGAUUAUUUAUAGUAUUUUCUCUUUAGGAAAAUGUGUUCCAAAUUUCAAGCAUCUAAAUGACGAACAAAGUUUUAGAACACAAUAGUAUGUUUAAGACCUAGACUGAUGAUAUUUGAAGGACCUCUAGUGACCAGCUUCUGCCCUGCCCCCCCUUCACACUUCUAUCUGUUCAAGACCCCAAGACCCCAUCCUCCUACUCUUCCCCAACACCUCCCUUCUCUCAUAGCCCCUUUCAGAUUCCAUAAACUCCACAAAGCCUUCUCUCUCUCCUUGGAUUUCUCAUAGUAUUUUUCCUAGACCUCCUUUGUAUUUAUACUUACACUUGUUUCUCAGCUUCUUGGAUGGAUGUCUUUUCCCCUACUAAAUUGUUGGCUCUCUUGAGAACAGAAGCUGUGUCAUAACUACCUUUAUAUUCCCAGGGCCUUGCACAGGGUAGUUAUUUAAUAAAAAUUGUAAAGGGAAUUGUAUUGAAGGGGACUGUACUGUAGCUCAGUGUAUUGAUGAAAAAGAAAAGAAGUUAACCCCAUGAGAGAAACUGAAGCAAACACACUACAGGAUCCAAAUGAAGAGCCACUGUAUAGCAUCUGUAGAGUCCUUACCACAAUGCCUUUGAAGUACAGCUGGAUGGGUCCUCUGAAAGAUGCCUUAGGAAUAAUAGUAAUUAGCCAAUUCCAUUAUGCUCAGUGUUUUCUCCUAAUUAGAACAGUUUCUCUCAUUCUCCUCAGGGGUAGGGCAAUAAUACACUUAGUGCUCUUUACUCCCCAAGUACUAUCAAAUUUGUACUGGGGUUAGGGAAGGAGGGCAGGAAGAAGAGAAGCAGGAAGAAGUUCCUGAGUUAGCUGACAUUCUAGUUCCAAGAAGUUGGGAUGUCAUCACUGGAGUAAGUAGAGGGUGAAGUCACCAUUUCCUGGUUCAAAUUCUGGAAGGCUCCAUCUGGGUUAUAGCCUUUUCUCUACCCAAAAUACUUUUGUACCUGAAACCAUUCCUGAGAUACUGAUCUUUCUGUCUGUUUAAUCUCAAUCUUAAGUACAUAACCCACUUUUAAAAA